This is a messenger RNA of Cyprinodon variegatus (sheepshead minnow), 2458 nucleotides long. RefSeq names its product myeloid leukemia factor 1-like (gene mlf1). Gene Ontology annotation, biological process: regulation of DNA-templated transcription. The transcript has 8 exons. The record is from RefSeq and is a predicted model, not a curated record. The coding region runs from base 107 to 955 and encodes 282 amino acids. Gene Ontology annotation, cellular component: nucleus; cytoplasm. Lineage: Eukaryota; Metazoa; Chordata; Actinopteri; Cyprinodontiformes; Cyprinodontidae.
CUUUGGUUCUCUAGUUCACUCUCUAACUUUAUGUCAAGCGGUGGACUAAAGGUGGACUUCUGUUUAAAGAGGAAAAUAUUUUUGUUUUUGUCGUGAAUCUGUGAACAUGUUUAACAGCUUGCUGAAGGACUUUGAUGAUGACCCGUUUUUUACCAGCGAUCCAUUUUCUGCUCAUAGGGACCACAUGAGGCAGAUGAUGCGCAGCUUCUCCGAACCAUUUGGUGCAUCCUCCAUGCCCAGCAUCACAGAUGGGAGAAACCGCAGACGUAAUGUAGCAGAGUCUCCAAGCUCAUCUCUUUCCCUCAGAAACCAGCACAGGGAUAUGAGCCAGUCGUUGUUGCCUUUUGGCAGCAUUGAAAGCACGGACAUGAUGCAGAACCCUUUCAGCAUGUUUGGCAGCGUGAUGAACAGUGUGAGAAACAGGAUGGAAGAAGUGAACAGAAACUUUGAGAACUCGUCAGCAGAUUCCAACACCCACUCGUUCAGGUCUUCAUCAAUAAUGACAUAUUCAAAAGUUGGAAAUGAGCCUCCCAAGGUCUUCCAGGCCACUUCGCAGACGCGCUGCGCACCUGGAGGGAUUAAGGAGACACGCCAAGCCCUUAAAGACUCUGAAAGUGGUCUGGAGAAGAUGAAGAUUGGACACCACAUCAAGGACAAAGGGCAUGUUGUGGAGAAGAAAUGCAAUAAGAAAACUGGAGAGAGAGAGUUCAACCAGGACUUUCAAAAUAUGGAUGAAUCUGAAGCACAGUCAUUUGAUGAGGAAUGGCAGCAGGCGGUGUCCAAGUUUCAAUCAUCAGCCCCCAUGUCUAACCUUGUGCAGCUCCAUGCUGCCCACCACGCCGCCCUCCCUGCUCCUGAGCAGCAUAACGCUGCCCUCCCUGCUCCUGAGCAGCACCACAGAGAUAAAAGGAAGAGCACGUUGGAGGGUAAAGACUCAAACAAACCCAACCAGUAAACGUUUGUCUUUGUGUUAUUAAAAGUCUUUUAAGAAACUCAAAGCUCACAGUGGUGCCUGUCCCCUACAGAAACACACACCACCACCAAACCGAGAACGUUCUAAUAAUAGCUCGACAGACAAUGUUAUUUUACGUAUCUGUUCCUGGGUGCCCUCACUGACCUGCAUGUUUUAGAUGUUUCCUCUUAACAUCUGGCUUGGACUUAUGGUCACUUAUGAAGCAUCUAAAAAGCUUUAUGUCUAUAGAAGUAUUUUAUUAUUAUUUUUUUUUCCAAUUAAAUCUGUAUGACAAAUUACGCUUCAACACAGUGAAGAGCACCAAGCUCUUUAAGACCAGGAAACAGCGAGCAGGUCAGGAGGGGAAGUUUAGAGCCGGAUUAGAUUGUAAACAAUAUUCCAAACGUCUCAUCUUUAAUCCAGUACCUAAAAAUGGAAAUAGUGUCACCCACAUAAACUAGACGGUCAAGUAAGGAUAGCAUUAAAAAAGGCUUUCUGGGUUACAUGAAAACAGCUGUUUCACUUUAACCUUUAUAAAAAGAUCAAAUUUUCACACUUUCGUUGUGAAACACUGAGUUCUUUAUGUGAAAUAAAGCAAUGCUUGUAGGAUAUAUGUAGUUAUAUUUACAAUUCAUGUCUAAAUGUAUUUAAAAGUUUUAUUCUUUGUACAAAUCUUUUGAACUUCUCUUUUAAUAUUGUUGCUUGUUUGCAUAUGCGGAACCUUCUGCUUUACUGCAAAGUCCAGAAAACACUGCAUUCGAUCAAUACAUCCAACUAUAUUCUUGUACUUUUUAUGUUUAAAUCAUCAGUUCAGGGUGUCUGAAAAUAAACGAGUGGAAAGUAAUCCGAUGCUACCUUUUAGCAUUCCCAUUGCCGUUUUAUUUUAUUAGAUACCUGAGUACGAGAGUGCAAGUAUACUUUGAUGACCUUUUUACGCCUACUGGUGACUCAGAAGUAUUUUUGGUUGGCAGCACUUGUCAGUCGCUUGGAUGUGCCUGAGGUGUUGUGCAGCUGCAGGCCAACCAUACAACACUAGCUUGUUUGUAUAAUCAGACCAUCAAACUUCAGGACACUUCCGAGCCUCUGAUCUUAACAGUUCUUGUUCAACCCCUCUCUACGUCAAAUGUGAAGAUUUGUCCUCUUUCUACGUACAACAAAACUUCGCUUUUGGAUAUAAGUGUGAUUCACCACCUUUGAGUUUAGUGUGUAAUUCAUCACCUUGUCAUCAUGUUCUCUUUUGAAGCUUUUUCAUAAAAAAAAAAGAACCAAAUAAGAAAGAAUUUGGCAUAUUUUCCUGUUUAUACUGAUUAAAGUGAUCAAGGUGUGCAGAAAAAAGUUUUAAUAGUCAAUACAAACAGGUUACAAAAUAGUUCUUGGAACUUUGUUGCCUCCUGCUGGUCACAAAGCAUCACUGUCAGGAAUAUUUACACAGCAUUUAACCAAAAUAAAAAACAUGGAAAAUUGUGGCUUUGCCUCCUCUUAUAACAUACCAAAAAAAAAAAAAAA